UCACCCUAUACACAUGUUAGGAAUAUACAUUAUUUAACACGGUAAGGUUAUGAUUAUAACACUACUGCCGCGCAUUUGUUGUGGCAAAUGUUACGUGCACCGGUGCAGCCUAGAUAUGGCGAAAUCUCUGUCAUCGUUGAUGAUUAAUACGACUAUAACGUCACACAUAACAGUCGCAUUGUGUCAGAAAAUAUAUCACAGUGCUUACAAUAACCGCCCCUGGGAUCUAAUCUAAACGUACAUAAGGCUUAUAUGACCGAGACGCAUCAUAACUUAAAAAUAUAGAAUAUAUCAACAUGCAUGAAUUCCGUCUGUCUUGCCCCGAAAACACGGGACAAUGAGGGUAAACACAAACAAGAAACAACCUGUCUCCAUUUGGAUAAGAAAUCAUCCAUGACGAUUUCAGUCGACUGCACAAGUGUUGAAUUGACUGGUGGUUACGCAGUAGCAUCUUGCCGAGGCGGGGGCGGGAGAGGAGAUAGCAGCCGACUGACGAGGAGGGGCAGCCGAGAAAGUGGGAGGGACAGUUUCUGGAGGAGUGGAAGUGUGGAGACUUCUCGUUGGAGAACAACUCCUGCUCGCAAGAUUGUAAACAGUGUCUCUAUAUUUGUAGCAGCGCUGUUUUUUUCUCUGACUGGACGCUGUACACAUAUGUGAAUCAGUACAUGUUGUGAGCCAAAGAGCAACCAUUCAACGCGGACUUUGUCGUUUGUGAAGGACAGCAAUGACAUCUGAAAACGGUCCGUGGGUCGACCAUCUGCCAAAGGAAAUAAAUGUCACAAUCCCCCUAACAUCUGAAGAUGAAGAAAAUGGCAACAAAAUCAACCAUUUGCCUCGAACGAGGAAGAUCCUAUACGGCAUUGACGAUACACCAGGGACGUGCCUGUUGCCUUUGUUUGCCCUUCAGCAACUGAUGACGAGUAUUGGUGCAGUGAUAUCAAUCCCUCUGCUCACUUGCACAGUCAUUUGUGCAGAUGACCUUCCAGAGGUAAAGGCUGGAGUAAUAAGCAUCUCGUUCUUUGUGUGCGGGAUAGGGACGAUUCUCCAGAACAUCUUCGGAGUCAGAUUACCCAUUAUCCAAGGAGCGUCUCCAAAUUUCCUGGCAGCAAUUAUCUCGAUGAUGGCGGCAGACAGGUGGAAGUGUUCAACCGAAAUUCCUGUAUCUCACACGGUCAAUGGGACAACUGAUCUGCCAUGGGUAGUGCGAGUGAGAGAGAUCCAAGGUAACCUAAUGCUGGCAUCUCUGACACAGAUUGUGUUGGGGGCAACUGGUGUUGUGGGCUUGUUGCUGAGAUUCAUUGGGCCUCUGACCAUCGCCCCAACUAUUGCACUGGUUGGUGUGUCUCUCGCCCCGCUAGCUGGUUCGCUAUGCCAGGACCAAUGGGGAGUCAGUAUUGGAACAAUGCUUCUGGUAGUGUGCUUCGCGUUGUUCCUUGGGGAAUACCAAAUUGCAGUUCCCGUGUAUACAAGACAGGAACGGUGCCAUAUUAACCGUUAUCCCAUGUUUCAGCUUAUACCUGUAAGUAAAUAGAUGACCUUUCAGGAU
Messenger RNA from Haliotis rubra (blacklip abalone), 1546 nucleotides. RefSeq names its product solute carrier family 23 member 2-like. The coding region runs from base 725 to 1531 and encodes 268 amino acids. Gene Ontology annotation, cellular component: membrane. The transcript is spliced from 7 exons. NCBI's taxonomy places the organism in Eukaryota, Metazoa, Mollusca, Gastropoda, Lepetellida, Haliotidae. Gene Ontology annotation, biological process: transmembrane transport. The record is from RefSeq and is a predicted model, not a curated record. Gene Ontology annotation, molecular function: transmembrane transporter activity.